Molecule: messenger RNA, 3480 nt
Organism: Aspergillus sclerotioniger CBS 115572
Lineage: Eukaryota; Fungi; Ascomycota; Eurotiomycetes; Eurotiales; Aspergillaceae
Product: beta-mannosidase mndA
Exons: 5
Coding region: 473-3271 (932 amino acids)
Biological process (GO): glycoprotein catabolic process; carbohydrate metabolic process
Molecular function (GO): beta-mannosidase activity
Source: RefSeq, a predicted model, not a curated record
GAACAUUUCAAGUUCUCCACCAUGUCCCUAAUAGCAGUCGGCCCAUGCCAAGAUGCAACCGAUCCCAUUUUACCCCUCUUCUGUCGGGGUUCCAUCACCGACCUGCAGAUCAGCAAAUGAUCGGCCCUCUGUCCGACCUCGAUGCUUGCCUCGAAUUUAACCGGCUCAUCCUCUUCAUUCCCCGCAUGCAGUGAGAUCCAAUCUCCAUGUCUUGAUGGCCUGAUUCUUGCUGAUGCCAAAGAUCGAUCGUCCCCGCCACCCGAAUAACCGUCAGCAUACCUUCUCCCUUUUCGGCACGGAGUUUCCUCCUUGCAUUCCACAUCCCUGCCUUCUAAGGCAGUGAAUUGCUGUUGUGCGUCGGUCGGGCCAGUUCCGAUCCUGUCCCCUACAGCAGCGUUAAUAGCCGUCCGUGAUCCCACAUUGAGACCGACACGGAAGAAUCGCUACCUGUCUUCGCUCUCAGCAGCGCAUCAUGCACGUCCGAUCCGAGAUAGCGGCGGCCAUGCUGGCAUCAAUCCUUCCCGUAGCUUUAAGUCAGCAUGUCCGAGACCUAAGCAACGAGCAUUGGUCCCUCAGCAGCCGGGCCUUGAAUCGAACGGUGCCUGCGCAAUUUCCAUCUCAGGUUCACAUAGAUCUAUUGAAGGCGGGGUUAAUUGACGACCCGUAUCAUGGUUUGAAUGAUUUCAAUCUUCGCUGGAUUGCGGAUGCCAACUGGACCUAUACCAGCCAGCCCAUUCAAGACCUCCUAGAUGAGUACGACUCAACUUGGCUCGUGUUCAAUGGACUCGACACAUUCGCAACGAUCUCUUUUUGCGGACAUCUGAUCGCGUCCACUGACAACCAGUUCCGCCAGUACGCAUUCGAUGUUACGACAGCUCUAAAGUCCUGCAAGGAGGAUCCUACUCUCAGCAUCAACUUUGGUAGUGCGCCGAACAUCGUCGAUGCUAUCGCCCAGGAUCCAAAUUCAGAAACUUGGCCAUCAAAUGUCCAGAUCACGUACGAGUACCCAAACCGCUGGUUUAUGCGCAAAGAACAAUCUGACUUUGGAUGGGAUUGGGGCCCAGCGUUUGCCCCCGCGGGUCCCUGGAAACCUGCAUAUGUCGUUCAGCUAGAGAAAACGGACGGCGUCUAUGUGCUGAACACGGAUCUGGAUAUCUAUAGGAAUGGGCAAAUCAAUUAUCUCCCACCUGACCAAAGCCAACCCUGGGUUGUCAACGCUAGCAUCGAUUUCUUGGGCUCCCUACCCAAUAGCCCAACCAUGUCAAUCAAAGUGAGCGAUGCUCGAUCUGGCACGGUCCUUACUUCGCGUGCUUUGGACAAUGUCACCGUGACCGGCAGCUCCAUAACAGGUGUCACCAUUCUCGAUGGGCUGACGCCGAACUUGUGGUGGCCGCAAGGCCUCGGCGAUCAGAACCUCUACAAUGUGAGCAUUACCGUCGCCCACAGUGAAACGCACUCUGUGGCCCACGUCACCAAAAGAACCGGCUUCCGCACCAUCUUUCUCAAUCAGCGCAACAUCACUGAAGCGCAGCGCGCACAAGGUAUUGCCCCGGGGGCGAAUUGGCAUUUCGAGGUCAAUGGCCAUGAAUUCUACGCCAAGGGAUCCAACCUUAUCCCACCAGACAGCUUCUGGACGCGGGUCACCGAGGAGAAGAUGGCCCGAUUAUUCGACGCGGUCGUGGUCGGAAAUCAGAACAUGCUCCGUGUCUGGUCCUCCGGCGCGUAUCUCCAUGAUUUCAUCUAUGACCUGGCGGACGAGAAGGGUAUCUUGCUAUGGAGUGAGUUCCAGUUCAGUGACGCUUUAUACCCUUCCGACAACGCCUUCCUGGAGAACGUCGCCGCUGAGAUAGUGUACAAUGUUCGAAGAGUCAACCAUCAUCCAUCACUAGCUUUGUGGGCGGGUGGAAAUGAAAUCGAAGUCCUGAUGCUCCCACUUGUCAAAGCGGCAGAUCCAACUUCAUAUUCCUGGUACGUCGGCGAAUACGAGAAGAUGUACAUCAGUCUCUUCCUACCUUUAGUUUACGAGAAUACCCGCUCCAUCUCGUAUUCCCCUAGUAGCACGACGGAAGGCUACCUAUACGUUGACCUCUCUGCCCCCGUCCCCAUGGCAGAACGAUAUGACAACACCACUUCCGGCUCCUACUAUGGCGACACGGACCACUACAACUACGACACCAGCGUGGCCUUUGACUACGGCUCCUACCCAGUCGGGCGCUUCGCCAACGAAUUUGGUUUCCACAGCAUGCCCAGUCUCCAAACCUGGCAAGAAGCUGUCGAACCCGAAGACCUCUACUUCAACAGCAGCAUCGUCAUGCUUCGCAACCACCACAAUCCCGCUGGUGGCCUCAUGACAGAUAACUAUGCCAACUCCGCCAUCGGCAUGGGCCAAAUGACCCUGGGUGUAGAGAACUACUACCCGAUCCCUAGCAAAUCAGAUCCUAUUGCCAAUUUCAGCGCCUGGUGCCACGCCACGCAGCUCUUCCAGGCAGACAUGUACAAGAACCAAAUCCAAUUCUACCGUCGCGGAAGUGGUAUGCCUGAGCGCCAGCUUGGAUCCCUGUACUGGCAGCUGGAGGAUAUCUGGCAAGCGCCUUCGUGGGCAGGUCUGGAGUACGGCGGCAGAUGGAAGGUUCUUCACCACGUUGCGAGAGAUAUCUACCAGCCUGUUAUCGUCUCGCCAUUCUGGAACUACACUACAGGUUCUCUGGAAGUUUAUGUCACGUCCGACCUAUGGAGCCCUGCAACGGGCAUUGUGAAUUUGACCUGGCUGGAUUUGUCUGGUCGUCCUAUAGCCGGUAAUGUCGGGACGCCAGAGUCCGUCUCCUUCACGGUAGGAGCGCUCAACACAACUCGGAUCUACGGCACAAAUAUCCAAAGCCUGGGUCUAUCGGAUACCAAGGACGCUAUUCUCAUGCUCUCACUCUCAGCUCACGGACGUCUCCCAAACUCGGCCCAAGCAACCACAUUCUCUCACGAGGACCACUUCACUCCAGCAUUCCCCAAGGAUGUGUCUAUUGUCGAUCCUGGCCUUAAACUGGAGUAUAACACCGAAACACGGACCUUUGCGGUGGAAGCUACCUCCGGUGUUUCUUUGUACACCUGGCUUGACUAUCUUACCGGAGUGGUGGGAUACUUUGAAGAGAAUUCCUUUGCGUUAGCUCCCGGGGAGAAGAAAGAGAUAGGGUUCACAGUCCAAGAAGACACGACAAACGGGGAGUGGGUGCGCAAUGUGACUGUUAAAAGCCUAUGGGAUCAGAAAAUUCGGGAUUGAUUCACAUCAGCCCCUAUACCAAGAAUGUAUAUAUCCCGAACCCGAAAAUCUAGGCGUCCUUCACUGCUUAUUAUCAAACACUUUUCCAUCCGGAUAAUUUACAUCAUUUCCUUCACAGGAAAAUGUGAUCGCUAUUUUUCCGCGUGAAUAUGUUAGACCUAUCUGUUUUGUAAGUGUUCGGGAGGAGGUAUGUCACUGGAGGUACCACU